Penicillium olsonii is the source of this 831-nucleotide messenger RNA. Lineage: Eukaryota; Fungi; Ascomycota; Eurotiomycetes; Eurotiales; Aspergillaceae. The record is from the annotation of a GenBank genome assembly.
AUGGCUUCAUCUCAGGAGUUGCAUUCAAGCCAGUUGACUGAACCCUUCUUAGUUCUUUACUGGGAAGAUCUUAAGAGCCUAACAGAUCAAUGCGAAACACUCAGUCCACUGCUGGUGGAAUCGGUCUUGUUGGCGCUACUCGCAUCCGAGAUACGAGCGGAUCACGGGGUUCUUCUCCAGCCGUCGUCUGGUGGACCGGACCCGGAUGACCGUGAGCGUCGACCGAUCGAGGGGAACAAUCAUGAGAAACCACACUGGAGUUUCAAGAAACAGCUUCUACCGAAAAAUACCUCCGAUGACUUGAGCCUGGCGAUUGAGGAUGAAAUUGAUUAUGUUCUGUGGUAUGGCCAUUGCUUUGAGCUAGAAACCAACCUGAUUGUGAUGAAAUCAAAGUCCCCCGAGUCCCAGAGCUCGUCCUUGCUUCACAAUAUGGGCAGGAUUCACAGGGCUCGCAAGGUCGCGGGAAGGAGCUCAAUCUUGUACGGGAUUAUGAUCGAUGGACGCACGUGGACAUUCAUACACAUCUCCGGAUGGAGCCAGUAUACCAAGCGUAUCUUCGACUGGGAUAGUGAGCGAGACCAAAUCGUUGCCCAGGUUUGGGAGAUCAUCAAACAAGCAAUCGAUCUUUUCAAAACCAAAAUUCUGCCUCGAUUGGCUCUACCUUCGUCAACAGCCCAAUCCCUCGGCGGGUGUCGAUUCGAAGACAUUCCUGAUGAUAUUUGCGAGUCGAAUGAAGAUUCCUACGACAUGUAUGCCUCCGACCGUUCAUCUCGUGGGUCUGUUGGGAAUGAGUCGGAUCUAGCCCCCGGGGAUAUGCCAUGGUGUUGGUAA